Hemiscyllium ocellatum (epaulette shark) is the source of this 4103-nucleotide messenger RNA. RefSeq names its product TNF receptor-associated factor 2-like. Gene Ontology annotation, cellular component: plasma membrane signaling receptor complex. Lineage: Eukaryota; Metazoa; Chordata; Chondrichthyes; Orectolobiformes; Hemiscylliidae. The coding region runs from base 245 to 1324 and encodes 359 amino acids. Gene Ontology annotation, molecular function: protein binding. Gene Ontology annotation, biological process: tumor necrosis factor-mediated signaling pathway; protein K63-linked ubiquitination; positive regulation of JNK cascade. The record is from RefSeq and is a predicted model, not a curated record. The transcript has 7 exons.
AAGCCAAUGGCGACUGUUGUUAUUGCGGUGGAGGCAUGUGAUGUGGGGGAAUUCCGCAGACUGGGUGCCGAUAUUCUUCUCGACAAACUACAAGUUGAGUUUUGCUCUCAUGGUUUUCACAGAUUAGACGCAGUUCUAAGAAAGCAAAAGGCUACUUCUAGCCCCAGAAACUUUGAAAAGCAAGCACGACUGUUUCGCUUAUACAAUAGAGGCAUACAUAGAAUAUAAAGUUCAGAACAAAACAAUGGAUGUGGGCAUGUCAGGACAGGUGAAACUACCAGAUGAAAAGCUUGCUGAAUCUGAAGACAAAGGUUUCAAAAAGAAGAACAGCUGCUGUUUCAGAGCAGUAGGGUGUAGGUUUAAGGGAGGGAAAUCAAAUAUUCAGCAACAUGAGACUGGUUGUGUUGGACAGCACCUUAAUCUUUUAAUGGAUGAAGUCAUGACGCUGAAUCAGAAAGGGAUUUCGGUCAAUCUUCAACCAGAUAUGUCAGCAAAUGUAAUGGAAUUUGACACCGAAGCUAGCAAAGUUCAGUCAAGGAUCGUAGACUUUCAGAAAGAGCAUCAAAUAAAUGAAGUUGGUAAAGAAAUGCAACAAUACUGCAAGCUCAUUGAAGAAACAAAACAGUGUGUCACAAUUGUUGAGACAAAAUUAACUGCAUUUCAUGAUACACUCACUGCAUUAUCAAGAAGGGUUGACACAUGCUCAAGAAUUGCUGCUACUGUAAAUGGACAAAUACAGCUCAAUAACCAACAGUUUAUUGAUGUCGAAGACAAGCUGACAAAUGUUGCAUCUAGAUUGUGUCAAGCAGAGCAAGUUAUACAAAAGACUGCAGCACAAAUAGUGACACUGGAAACAAUGACAGAGACAGGCAUAUUCACCUGGAAAAUUCCACAAAUUAAGCAAAGGUUGGAAGAAGCUAUUGAUGGAACAACACCUUACUUGGAUUCUAGUGAAUUUUACCUUUACAAAUAUGGGUAUAAGAUGUGUCUUCGAAUAUAUCUCAAUGGCCAUGGAGAAGCUCAAGGAUCAUAUAUUUCACUUUACUACAUUUUGCUCAAGGGACAGUAUGAUGCUUUGAUUCAGUGGCCUUUCAAAGAAAACAUGAAACUUGCUUUACUGAACCAGAGAGAUCGACAGCAGUCCAUUCUGAAGAUCUACGUUCCAAAUGAGCACGACUCAGCUUUACAGAGGCCUGGAGAAACUGUGAAUGCACCACAUGGCUUUGCCAUGUUUGUGACCUUGACUGAAUUCAACCAACGCUUCUCUGAGUUUGUGGCUGGUGAUGAAAUGUUUGUGGGUGCAGAAGCCAUCACAGUAGAUUGAUUAUUAAGUUAUAUAUUAAAAGGAGUCCAUGAUAUUGAUGUUAGGUGACACAAUUAGUACUUAUCACCACAUGGGUAAAAUUUGCUAUAUAAAGUAUGCGACUUUGCCACCUGCUCUUUUCUCACAACAGACUUGGAGAUCAAGAUAUAGUCACAGACAAAUAAGUGACAAGACAUUAACAAAGCAUUUUAGAUUGAACAAUUAUGUAUUUCAGGGUUUAAAAUGAGGAAGGUGUUCAUAAUAUAUUAUUGGUAUAACUCCUUCAGCUGGAAGAUCAACAGGUUUCGGACGGCCCAGAGAGCGUCUUUCACCGAGUUGAUGAUCCUCCAGGCACAGUUGAUGUUCAUCUCGGUGUGCGUCCCAGGGAACAGACUGUAGAGCACGGAGUCCCGCGUCACGGCGCUGCUCGGGAUGAACCUCGACAAACACCACUGCAUUCCUCUCCAGACGUCUUCUGCGUAGGCACAUUUCAGAAGGAGGUGUGUGACAGUCUCGUUCCCCCCUGCAGCCGCUUCGAGGGCAGCAUGCGGUGUGGCUGAGAGUCCGGGCAUGCAUAAAGGAUCUCACAGGCAGAGCCCUUCUCACCACCAGCCAAGCCAUGUCUUGGUGCUUGUUGGAAAGUUCUGGCGAUGAGGCAUUCUGCCAAAUGGCUUUGACAGUCUGCUCAGGGAACUGCUCGAUAGGAUCGGCCCUCUCCUUUUCCCGAAGGGUCUCAAGGACACUACGUGCUGACCACUUCCUGAUGGACUUGUGGUCAAAGGUGUUUUUCUUCAUAAACUUCUCCAUGAAGGACAGGUGAUAUGGAAUGGUCCAACUACUCGGAGCAUUCUGUAGAAGCAAGGCCAGGCCCAUCCUUUGCAACACCGGGGACAGGUAGAACCUCAGUACGUAGUGACACUUGGUGUUUGCAUACCAGGGAUCCACGCACAGCUUGAUGCAGCCACACACAAAGGUGGCCAUCAGGUUGAGGGUGGCAUUGGAUGUAUUUUUUCCCCUGUUGCCCAGAUCUUUGUACAGCGAGUCCCUUCAGACCUGGUCCAUCUUUGACCUCCAUAUAAACUGGAAGAUGACCCAGGUGACUGCAUCGGCACAGGUUCUGGGAAUAGGCCAGACCUUUGCCACGUAUAAUAGCAAUGACAGUGCCUCACACCUGAUGACCAGGUUUUUUCCCGCGAUGGAGAGCGACCAUAGCUUCCAUCUGCCCAGUUUCUGCUUCACUUUGCUGAUAUGCUCCUCCCAAGACUUGGCGCACGCCCCAGCCCCCCUGAACCAAAUACCCAGCACCCGGUCUUGACGGUGAAGGGGAUCGAGGAUUGGUCGGCCCAGUUCCCGAAGAGUAUAGCCUCGCUCUUGCCUUGAUUUAUCUUGGCCCCCGAGGCCCGUUCGAACUGGCCACAUAUGCACAUGAAUCUGCACACGGAUCAGAGCAUCCAUGUACAGGGAGGCCUUAACCUGUAGGCCCCCGCUGCCAGGAAUAGUCACCCCUCUCAGGCUCGCAUCCUUCCUGAUGGACUCGGCAAAUGGCUCUAUGCAGCACACAAACAAGGCAAGAGAGAGAAGGCAGCCCUGCCUGACUCCAGAUCUGACUGGGAAGCUAUCUGAUUCCCACCCAUUGAUUGAGACUGCACUGACUAUGUUGGUGUAGAGCAGUCUGAUCCAAUUGCAGAUUCCCUCCCCAAAGCCCAUUUUGGAGAAAACAUCUCUCAUAUACCGGUGUAAUAUCCUGUCAAAGGCUUUCUACAGGCUGAUCAGGCAGGUGACCAACCCUCUGUCCUGCACGUAGGCAAUCGUAUCCCUGAGGAGUGCGAGACUCUCAGCGAUCUUCCUGCCCAGUACAGCACAGGUUUGGUCAGGGUGAAUCACUGAUCCCAGAGCAGACCUGACCCAGUUGGCGAUUACCUUUGACAGAAUUUUGUAAUCCACAUUCAACAGUGAGAUUGAUCUCCAAUUUUUGAGUUCCUCCCUCUCCCCCUUCCGUUUGUAGAUGAGGGUGAUGAUGCCUUUCCUCAUGGAUUCACUCAUGGUACCUGCUCGAAGCGUACUGACAUACACCUCCAGCAGGUCCUGGCCAAUCAAGUCCCACAGAGCUCAAUCUGUGCUUCAUGUUUAGAGGAAGGAGAGGCUGUAGGAAGAGGGGAAAUUGGGUGAUGCAUGCUUUGGACAUUGCACAUCUGAUUCCCAGCUUUAGUUAACCCUUUUUGCAUUAAGCUGAGAAGCUAGUUCAAUAUCAGAUAUUCAAGCGUAAGAAAUACAGGAACAUUCUGUCUGUUUGAGAGUGCAUUAAUAAACCUAUGACAUUAUUUCAGUAAGACUAAACAGCUUUCCUGCCCAACACUUCCCUCAAGCACCAUCACCAGAAUGCAGAUUAGUUCUUCAUGACAAAACUGUCAUUGGGACUUUUUCGUGUGAGCAAUAUUUGCAAAAAAUAUUCAGUGCUCUUCAAAGUCAUUGCCUUUGCAUUGUUUUGGGUAGAAAUGAGAGCUGUGAUAAGGUGCCAUAUAAUGGAAGUCCCUGUUAUGAUGUAAUAUCACAGAAAUUGCAUGCUACAACUCUAUGCCAACAUGUCACAGAAAGACUUCUGGAAAAUGAGACCUUUGUUCUCUGCUGAUUUACUUCAGGAGAGAUAGAGAAGGUUGAUCAGGCUUAGGUUUGUCAUUCUUAUUGUUUUCUUUAUCACAUUGUUCUCAUCUUGAUGUCAACAGCAACUUUUAACUGUCUGAAGAAUAAUUCUCUAAAAGCUAUAAAAGAAAAUGUUUUCCAAACGAGGUAGCAUUUUAAC